This is a messenger RNA of Phragmites australis (common reed), 1709 nucleotides long. Its product is annotated as probable GABA transporter 2. The record is from RefSeq and is a predicted model, not a curated record. NCBI's taxonomy places the organism in Eukaryota, Viridiplantae, Streptophyta, Magnoliopsida, Poales, Poaceae. Gene Ontology annotation, cellular component: plasma membrane. The coding region runs from base 125 to 1513 and encodes 462 amino acids. The transcript is spliced from 6 exons.
CCUUGGUGCUCCCUCAUACGACCCCCACGCCACGCACACCAAAAGUGGCGGCAACCCUCGCCUCGUUAACUACUCACCCAUCACCCCCCGUGCCACGAGCAGCGAGCGACAGGGUUGAGAGGCCAUGGCGCCCGCCGCGUUCGACGCCGAGGCCGGCGCCAACGGCUCGAGCCACGAAGCCAAGCCGGCGCCCGCCGCCGAGGCAGACGCCGGCGCCGCCUUCGUGCUCGAGUCCAAAGGGACGUGGUGGCACGCGGGGUUCCACCUGACGACGGCGAUCGUGGGGCCGACGGUUCUGACGCUCCCCUACGCGCUGCGCGGGAUGGGAUGGGCGCUCGGCCUCACCGCGCUCUCCGUCAUGGCCGCCGUCACCUUCUACGAGUACUCCCUCAUGUCCCGCGUCCUCGACCAUUGCGAGGCGCGCGGCCGGCGACACAUCCGCUUCCGCGAGCUCGCCGCCGACGUCCUAGGGUCCGGGUGGAUGUUUUACUUCGUGGUGACCGUGCAGACCGCCAUCAACACCGGCGUUAGCAUCGGCGCCAUCCUGCUCGCCGCCGACUGCCUCGAGAUUAUGUACACGAGCCUUGCAUCCAAUGGUCCCCUAAAACUGUACCACUUUAUUAUCAUCGUGGCUGUGGCGCUGGCCUUCCUCUCCCAGCUACCAUCAUUCCACUCGCUGCGGCACAUCAACUUCGUCUCGCUACUCCUGAGCUUGGGCUACACCAUCCUUGUAUCUGCUGCUUGCAUUCGUGCAGGCUUUUCUAAAAAUGUUCCUGCGAAGGACUACUCGCUAAGCUCGUCCAAGUCCGAGAAGACCUUCAAUGCUUUCUUAUCCAUUUCCAUCCUUGCAUCCGUUUUCGGCAAUGGCAUAUUGCCUGAAAUACAGGCGACGUUGGCGCCACCGGCGGCCGGGAAGAUGAUGAAGGCGCUCGUGCUGUGCUACUCCGUCAUCGUCUUCACGUUCUUCCUCUCGUCGAUCACAGGGUACUGGGCUUUCGGAAGCCAUGUCCAGUCCAACGUCCUCAAGAGCCUCAUGCCGGACUCCGGCCCCGCCCUCGCCCCAAUGUGGCUGCUGGGCGUCGCUGUCCUCUUCGUCCUCCUCCAACUCCUCGCCAUCGGCCUCGUCUACUCCCAGGUGGCGUACGAGAUCAUGGAGAAGAGCUCAGCCGACGCGGCGCGGGGACGGUUCUCACGCCGGAACCUUGUCCCGCGGCUACUGCUGCGGACGCUGUACCUGGCCUUCUGUGCUCUCAUGGCGGCUAUGCUGCCAUUCUUUGGCGACAUCGUGGGCGUCGUCGGCGCUGUGGGCUUCAUCCCACUCGACUUCGUGCUCCCCAUCCUCAUGUACAACAUCGCGCUCAUGCCGCCGCGGCGGUCCCCGGUUUUCAUCACCAACACGGCUGUCAUGUUCGUGUUCGCCGGCGUUGGGGCCAUUGGCGCCUUCGCCUCCAUCCGCAAGCUUGCGCUCGACGCCGGGCAGUUCAAGCUCUUCAGCAACAACGUUGUCGACUGAACUUUGGACAUAUCUUGAGUGGUACAUGUACGUGUAUAGUUGUCGCAUCUAGGCGUCGUAUAUGGGCGAAUCAUAAAUACGCAAAGAAAGUCCCCCGAGAGUGGAGUAGAAUAAAGAACGGUGGAUCGUCGAUCGAUCGAUGAGAUGGUUGAGCCGGUCGACGACUGGGCAUUAAUAAGUGACGUCACUACUUAUA